ACCAACUAUGUAUAACUUUUGCUUUCUGGGGCUCACUUUUCUCAUCUGUAAAAUGGGGAAUAAUACUUCCUGCCUGCCUGCCUCCCAAGGGAAAUAGGUCAAAUCUUGACAAGCGUCAAGAAUUGUGUUCCACAUCAUCAGCAUCCUUGCUGUAGAUAGCUCCACACACGACUUGGAAAGUAGAAAUAGGACUGCCAGGAGCUCUCCUUUUGAAGGAGGUCUUACCUCAUAGAGGGUGACAAAUGUGGGUGGGACGCUGCACUUUAAGGCGCUGGAUGCUCAGAGACGCCUGAGCCGAAGGCUAGUCGUUGUCCGCGGUGCUGAAGAUCGCGCAGGGUGGAGGUGCAGCCGGGCCUUCCGAGUUCCCAAAGUUCCUUUCCGGUGCAGGCGGGAUUCCUGGGAUCAGACAUGGGGGUAGUCUUUGGCUCCCGUCAUCCUGGCCCAUCAGGCUGACAGGGAGGGGCCCCUAAAGUCAUACCUCAGGACAUCCUGGGGGCCCUCGAUCGGUUUCCUUCCCCACUCCCACCCAAGGCUCAAAGCUGGGGAGACUUUUAGGGGAAAAAAAAUCCGAGCCCCACCCUGCCACUCAUCUAACCCUUUCGGUCUUUCUAGCCCGGUAGGGCCGCUUGUUAGUGCGGCAGGGUGGAAAAAGGCAGUGAUCAGCGGCGGUCCUGUCCUAGCCGGAAGCGAAGAAAGGCCUGGAAAAGAUGAGAGGGUUGGGACCUGGCUGACCAAGGCCUGAGCUUGGGUCCUUGGGCCUGGGAUCUCCGUAGUCGCGUCCCUCUGGCCAUAAAUAUCGUUCCCUGGACUGGGGCGCCCCCGUGUGGUCUUAGAGGGGCCAUGCUUGCGGAGCUGAUUCCAAAUGGGGAUGUUGCCAGAUCAAGUGGCAAGAUUUGCAUCGAGUUCGGAGAUGACUCUCGCCUCAUAAAUGUAGGAUUUUAAGCCAAAAAUGUGGGAUCCAGUCUGAGGAGUCAGAAUGUGACUCCUGUAGGCUCUCCCAGCAGUUUGAAUGCGUUAGUGGGUCCUGGAAGGGUUUACUUUGAGUAUAAUCCGGGAAAGGGGUCAGGGCUGGGACUGAGGGGGGCUUCUCCUUCCUUCUCUCCUGAUGCAUUUGGCUGGCAGUCAGCAUACGAUAGGAGAGUCUGUGAACCCGCUGGACCAGGACAGAGGGAUACAAAACAAACAGUUAUGAGAGAAAGGGAUUCAGAGCCAGGAGACAGAGACCAGUAGGGGCACAUCCCUGCUGCCUCUUCUUUGCCACUCCAAUACACUGGCCAGUUCCUCCUCCUCGCUCCUGCUGUCUCUCCCAUUGGGUUAGGAAGUAUGGAAAUGUGGGAAGUUGCCAUGACAACUUAUGUCCUUUUACCCCUUCGCAUCUCUGUGCCAAAAUGGGAAGAGGAGGGGUGCGACAGGCAGAAAAGGAGGAGCCGAAGAAGGGCAAUAAGAGAUAAGGUUCAUUCCCGUUCUAGCUCUCUUUUAAAAACCCAUGGGUGCCCGCUUCCCCAUCAGAAAUCCGGAAAACAUUUCCAGAGAAGGCUAUGAGUAGAGUCCGUGCCUGCUUUCCCCUUCCCCCGUCCCUUCCCCUGUCUAGGAACUUUGAGGGCGGGUGCUUCAGAUGAUGGGGCCAGGGUGAGCUCUCCGCGUGCGUCCCAGAGAAGAUAGGGAACGGAAGGAGGCGCUGAUGUCUGAGAUCUUAGUCUUGCCGAUCCGGCCCUCCGGCGCCGCCCGUGCAGGGCCCACUAGGCUGGGGGCGGAGACCAGACCGCACAGAGCCUUGGGGGCGGAGCUUGGCUACCGCGCUCUCUGCCGAACCAUGAACCGAUGCCCCCGCAGAUGCCGGAGCCCAUUGGGGCAGGCAGCGCGAUCCCUCUAUCAGCUGGUGACUGGGUCACUGUCGCCAGACAGCGUGGAAGAUGAGUUUGAACUAUCCACCGUGUGUCACCGGCCUGAAGGUCUGGAGCAGCUGCAAGAACAAACCAAGUUCACGCGCAAGGAGUUGCAGGUCCUGUACCGGGGCUUCAAGAAUGAAUGUCCCAGUGGAAUUGUCAAUGAGGAGAACUUCAAGCAGAUUUACUCCCAGUUCUUUCCUCAAGGAGACUCCAGCACAUAUGCCACUUUUCUCUUCAAUGCCUUUGACACCAACCAUGAUGGCUCGGUCAGUUUUGAGGACUUUGUGGCUGGCUUGUCAGUGAUUCUUCGGGGAACCAUAGAUGACAGGCUGAACUGGGCCUUCAACCUGUAUGACCUCAACAAGGAUGGCUGCAUCACCAAGGAGGAAAUGCUUGAUAUCAUGAAGUCCAUCUAUGACAUGAUGGGCAAGUAUACGUAUCCUGCACUCCGGGAGGAGGCUCCAAGGGAACACGUGGAGAGUUUCUUCCAGAAGAUGGACAGGAACAAGGAUGGCGUGGUGACCAUUGAGGAAUUCAUUGAGUCUUGUCAAAAGGGCACCAUUAUGUGGUGACUAAGCUUCACCAUCCACAGAAGGGGGAUCGGGCCUUCUCUUCCAUCACUGUACACAUUGAGAAGGUCAAGGGAGGGGUAUGGUGUCCAAGAAACAAAAAUUUACUUCCAAAUUUUUUUUUUAAUUUAAUUUAAUUAAUUAAUUUUUUUUGUGAGGAAGAUCGGCCCUGAGCUAACAUCUGCCAGUCCUCCUCUUUUUGCUGAGGAAGACUGGCCCUGGGCUAACAUCCAUGCCCAUCUUCCUCCACUUUAUAUGGGACGCCGCCACAGCAUGGCUUGACAAGCAGUGUGUCAGUGCGCACCCGGGAUCCAAACCAGCGAAUCCCGGGCUGCCACAGCAGAGCGCAGGCACUUAACCACUUGCGCCACCGGGCCAGCCCCCAAAAACUUACUUCCCAAGUCCAUCAUUUUGUCACCUGUGUUCCCUGCUUACAUUAUCACACAACUAUCUGCUCCUUAGGUCCUUGGGUUUCUUUGGGUCACAACCCCUUUGAAGGAUCUGAUGCAAGUUGUGGGCCCACUGUCCAGAAGAAAAAAAAUGCACACUUUUCCAUAUAUUUUUGUAUCCCUGAAGCCCAUCUAUGGACCCUAAGUUAAGAAUCUGUGAUCUAGUCUACCUCUCAGCCUUUCAUUGUACAGAAGAGGAAACAGGCCCAAAGAGAGGAGAGGACCUGCUCAAGGUCACUCAGCGAGUUUAUAGGAGGAUCAAGACUAGACCCUGUCCCCCAGGUCUCUGUCCAGGGUAGCCUUGGGGCACAGUAAAGAUUUGUGCGUGAAAGAUGGAGAUGCUUUGCAUGUCAUGCAUAAUCUAAACAAAAUGACACUGUGACAGGCUCUCACGAUACCCUAUACUUUUCUUUCAUGGCAUUUCUCAGUUUGUAACCAUAUAUUUAUUUGAGUGAUUAUGUGUCUUCUCCAAUACACUAUAAGCUCCUGAGUGGGGCUUGAGUGCCUAGACUAGAUUUUUUUCCUUCACCAUCCUAUCCUCAGGGCCUGGCACAUAAUAGGCAGUCAAUAAUUAUGUGAAUAAUUGUAUGAAUGGAUGAAUGAGCAUGGUGAGUGUGCGUAUAUAACUGGGUUAGGUAUGGAGACAGUCCCUGUAUUUUAGGGUAGAUCUAAGUUUAACAGAAAUUGAAGUCUGAAGCCGAGAAUUUCUAGUGAGGUGAGAAGUGCCCCAGAGCAAGGGCACACAAAUGGGAUGCAGAAGAAAAACAGCAGGUUGGCAUUCUGAUCAUUUUUUCUGGCCGUAAGUUGGAUUCUGAAUGCUAAGAGCUGCUCCAUCUCAAAACACUCUCCUUUCUUGCCCUCCGGUAUUUCAUACUCUCCUGGUUUUCCUCUUACCUUUCUGGCCAUCCCUUCUCAUGCUUCCCUUGCAGACUCAUCCUUUUCAACCAGAAUUCCAAAUGCUGGGCCCCACAGCUCAGACCUGAGUCUCUUCUCCAAAUCAUAUCCAAUCCCAUGGCUUUAAACACCAUCUAUAUGCAGAGGACUCCUAAGUUUAUAUCCCCAGAAUUUUCCUCUGAGUUCCAAGACCCGUAUAUCCAAUUGCCUAGACCUGUAAUGGUCAACUUGAACACGUUCAAAAUGGAGCUUUGAUUCAUGCCUUUUCAGUCUUCCUCAUCUCCAUAAAUGACACCACCUACCUAGUUGCAAGGGUCAAAUUGAGAGGUCUUCAUUUCUUCCUUUCUCUCAUUCUCCCUCUACCCCCCUUUAAUCAAUCACGGAUUCUACCACCAAAGGGGUACAACUUCUCUCUGUCUCCACUGAUGUUCCCUAGUCCAAGCCACUGUCACCCUCACCUAGAUUACUACUUAUUCUUCCAUUGGAAGUAGCCUCUCCUUGCUGUGGUUAUUCUUCAUGAUGUCACUUAAUUUCCUCCCUUUAUAGCACUUAUCACAAACUGAGUUCCUGUGUAUGUACUGAAUUUGUUACUGUCUGUUUCUCCAACCAGAAUGUAAACUCUGUGAGGGCAGCGCGCUAUCUCAUUCAUUCCACAAAUAUUAUCAUAAGCCUGCUAAGCUGUGGUUUCUGUUGUAAGUGCUCAGGGGUAGAGAUGUGGUAUGGAGAGAAAGUGUGUGGCAAGAACUGCCUUUCAAGUUUGAGAGAUACAGAUAGGGAAGGUGGAUCUUGCUUGGGUCACAGACCCCAGAGUCUGGACUGUGGAGAGUAGAUGAAAUUGUGGCUGCCAACUUACUAGCAGUUGCCACAGUAUGAGGUCUUAGGCAAAGAAGAAAGUGUCAUGAGACUAAGGGCUGGGGUCAGCUGGAAUGAUAGCCCCCAAAUCCCCCAAGGGACCACAGUACCCAGUGAAGCUGUUUAUGGCCCCCAACUGUCAUCACAGGAGGUCCCCUAAGAAAAUGCUUACUCCUAACCCCCAUCUCAACAUUAAGAAGAACAAUAAAAAGAAGAGGGACUCUAAGAGUCCCUGGAGCCAUGAGUUGGGCUACCACUGGAGGAGUUUGAGUUAUAAGAUGGAAAAUCUUAAUAAUCAGAAUGAGAUUGAGAUGCUCAUUUCACAUUUAUACCUCACAAGUUCAGACAGAUCUCUCAACCAACAUACAUGUAAAGUGCAUUAUGACAGGACUACAGGGAGCUCUGAGAACAAUGGAACCCAAGCUCAUCUAAGGCUCAGGGAAGGCUUCCCAAAGGAAAUGAUGUUUAUGCUGAGCCCAAGGGAUCUCACUUCUCUCUUAAACACACUUGACACUCCCCAUUCCCAAACAAGCCAGGCCUUUUCACCCCUCCCUACAUUUGUAUUCUGGUCCACUUGCCUGGAGGGCUCUCUUCUUUUCUCCCCUACUCGGUCUUGCUAACUCCUACUCAUCCUUUAUGAUCAAGCUCAAAAGAGAAGCCGUGGCCUCAGACUCUCCCCAAAAGAUGAUUAAGUCAGUCCCUUCCCUGAGCUGCUGCAACACGUGGGUACACCGUGUAGGGAUGGUUUGUGUACUUGCUUGUCUCCACCACCACACUGUGAGCUCAUAGUGGCCCAAGAGCACAAGGCAAGCUCAACAGAUGUCUACUGAAUGAAGAAAUGAACGAAUGAUUUAAUUUUUAAAAGGGGUUAGCACCAAGCUGGGGGUAGGGGAAAAUGAUUCAAAGCAGAGGGGUGAGCUGAGCUCCCUGGAAUGGAGCUCCUUGGAGGAAGCAGGCUCCUUCACAGAACCGAGCCUGAAUCAAGCAGAUGUAAUGAACCAACCUCAACAGAAAGUAGGUCAGGUUGUUUCUAUCUCUUUAAGAACUAGAGGCUUCGUUUCCCGCGCCUGCGCACUGAGAGGGUAAACAUCUCUCUUUUUCACCCUCCCCCUCCUUAUACCUAUUGCCCCAACC
Messenger RNA from Diceros bicornis minor, 5787 nucleotides. RefSeq names its product potassium voltage-gated channel interacting protein 2 (gene KCNIP2). The record is from RefSeq and is a predicted model, not a curated record. Gene Ontology annotation, molecular function: calcium ion binding; potassium channel regulator activity. The transcript has 8 exons. NCBI's taxonomy places the organism in Eukaryota, Metazoa, Chordata, Mammalia, Perissodactyla, Rhinocerotidae. Gene Ontology annotation, cellular component: voltage-gated potassium channel complex. The coding region runs from base 1682 to 2461 and encodes 259 amino acids. Gene Ontology annotation, biological process: regulation of potassium ion transmembrane transport.